CUCCUCGGGUUCCUUCUCCCGCACGCGUCUCGUGCAUUUCACACACGCCCCACGCCCACCUCCUUUCUCCUCCUCCUCAUCCUCCUCUCCUCCAUAAUAUACAACCCGCUCGAGGCUCCACUUCCUCUGCCUUGCUCAGCUCAGCUCUACCCUGCCCUCUGCUUUAAUUACCUAGCAGGCUAGCAUGUCCGCGUCGCCCGAGUUCUACAAGCCCUCAGCGCCGGCCUUCUCGCCGUGCGGCUCGCCGCCCCGACCAGGACUAGGAGCAGGCGGAGAAGAGGAGUACUGCUACAACUGCCGGACGCCGACGGGCAGCGGGAUCGGCUACCUCAGGGAGCCCACCACGUGCCCGCCCGCGCCAAGGAAGCCCCCGCCGCCGCCCUGCAAGAAGCGGCUUUUCCAGGGAGAGGCACAGGCACCCCUCCUCAGCCUGCGCCUCGACGAGCUGGAGCGCCUCUUCCGCCCGCAGCCGCCGCCGCAGUGCGACAAGCGCCGCCGUUCGGCCAGGCAACAGAGCAAGCUAGACAGUACGCGAUUGGAAGCCUCAAGCUAGUUAGCUAGCUUUAGCUUGCACACGUGUGGUCUUCAAGCAGUUUUAGUUUAUGUUUUUACCUGGGAUCGUUACAAGCAAGUGUACUUUGUGUUAAUGUACACUCAAUCAAUCGUGUAGGCGAAUGUUGUAAAUUAAAGUGCUACCACGUAGUGACACUCUGCUUACAUACAGUAAUUAAAGUGCUCUGUGAAAUGAAAUGAAAUGAAAAUCUUGCAGUUUAAUGAAUGCCUCCUGCUUUGGCGCUUCA
Messenger RNA from Phragmites australis (common reed), 800 nucleotides. Its product is annotated as cyclin-dependent protein kinase inhibitor EL2-like. The transcript has a single exon. The record is from RefSeq and is a predicted model, not a curated record. NCBI's taxonomy places the organism in Eukaryota, Viridiplantae, Streptophyta, Magnoliopsida, Poales, Poaceae. Bases 185 to 553 code for a protein of 122 amino acids.